Molecule: messenger RNA, 779 nt
Organism: Perca fluviatilis (European perch)
Lineage: Eukaryota; Metazoa; Chordata; Actinopteri; Perciformes; Percidae
Product: transmembrane protein 240-like
Exons: 4
Coding region: 317-721 (134 amino acids)
Source: RefSeq, a predicted model, not a curated record
UCUGAACAAACUGAUUAACGACGUUACCCAAGCAACCGUCAGUUUAAAAGAAAAUGACUAACGUUAAGUUGGAAUUGAAAUAGUUCUUGUGAUCUGCUAACACGUUGCGGUAGCUGAUAGUUACCUUGGUAACCUAUUUUGUUUAUUAUAAGCAAAACAACAAUGAUUUGUUAAUACCUGACUGGGAAAAUCCAUCACCGACUCUUCCCCCAGUGGUGUGGGAUAGCUGAGCACGCCGGACAGAGGAGGCAGGACAGCCAGUCUCGGGGAGCCCCGUUUUCUUAUCUUGGAUCGAAAGCACUAGCUAGCUAACGAAAUGAACGCGCUUUUUGGCCGCUUUCACAACUUCAUCCUCCCGUUAGUGCGAGGGGCGGACGGUGUCUGCGCAUGCACCUGUGGAAGGCGUCAAGUCUAUCAUGUUAUUUCAUAUAAUGGGGCCCAGUCCAUGAUGGAUUCCAUAGAAAACUACGUUGUAAGUGACAUCAUGGCCCGGCAGGAGAUUAAUCUGAUAGUUGGACUGCUCUUGGGCCUCUGCAUCAGUUUGUUCUUGCAGUGGCUGCUCGGAGUUUGCCACUCACAGCUCAAAUACUGGAUUUCAAACCAAAUGAAAGAUGUGGAUUUCUGGUCAUGGAUGCCCAAAUUAAGUAACACAAGGGAGUUGUUCAGGCAGUUACAUCCAAAACACACAGAGGACUCCGGGGGGGAACAUGUUGCAUCUUGAGCAAGAUGUGCACCAUGAUGUUAAUGACCCAUCAAGAUAAAAAUGUGGAUUCAAUUCA